GCAGUGACUGGUGUUGGAAGGUGGGGUGGGCAGUCUUAGAGGACUCAGCCCUUAACCCGUGGGAUCUGAUGCUAUCUUUGGGUAGAUAAUGUCAGAAUUGAGUUGAAUUCUCGGACACUGGGACACUCAGCUGGUAUCCUGAGAACUGCUUGGAGUUGUGGGUGGGGGAACCCCCAUGUUGGAAAUUGGGUGCUCGGAACCCUAAAAGAGCACAGGCGGAGUAGCAGGGAGCUACAGGAGCGUACUGAUUGUUCUUUUAAAGAUGAUUUGACGGCAGAGACUGUGCUUGUCUUCCUGCAGGCCAUGGGGGAUCAGGACUUACCUGGUGUGUUGGUGUCUGGAUUGGAGGGAUCUUAUGGGAUAUGUGAAGAUCACGUUGGAGAUCUGCAGAAACACUUUAAUCUCAUUACCUUGCAAGAAUUUUUGGAAAAUAAAACGCAAUUUGGCCCAAAGAUCCAAGCUGUAUAUAUCUGGGGAGGAAGGCCAGCUAUUGACCAGGAGCUCCUGGGGAGCCUGCCCUCCUUGAAGAUAAUUGCCAGCGCAGGAGUAGGUCUCGAUCACCUGGACCUGAAGCUCAUCGCCAGCUUUGGUGUGAAGGUAGCCAACACACCACAGGCCGUGUCCAACCCCACGGCAGACAUGGGGAUGGCCUUACUGCUGGCUGCAGCUCGCAGGGUCGUGGAAGGUCAUAUGUUGGCCAGUGCACCAGAUACAGAGACAUUUUCUACAAAUUGGGUGGGUCAAGAGGUGACGGGGGCCACUCUGGGACUCAUUGGCAUGGGCAGCAUUGGUUAUAAGAUUGCUCAGAGAGCCAAAGCAUUCGAAAUGAAGGUUCUGUAUCACAACAGGAGACGCAGGAAAUUAGAGGAGGAGGAAGCUGUUGGUGCCACUUAUUGUGAGAGUCUGGAUGAUCUGCUUCAGCGAUCAGACUUUGUGCUGUUGGCUGUGAGCCUGACGCCCCAGACCCAGAGGCUGAUUGGGAAGAGGGAGCUGAGUCUGAUGAAGCCCACAGCCAUUCUCAUCAACAUCGGCAGAGGUCUGUUAGUCGAUCAGGACGCGCUGAUGGAGGCUCUUCAGACUGGGAUCAUCAAAGGGGCAGCGCUGGACGUGACGUACCCGGAGCCCCUGCCUAGAGACCACCCCUUAUUGAAGUUGAGCAACGUCGUUCUGACGCCUCACCUCGGAAGCGCUACGCACCAAGCCAGACGACGGAUGAUGGAGAAUCUGGUGCAAAGCAUCCUGGCCUCUGUCAGCGGCCUUCCCGUUCCUAAUGAAGUGCUCCUUAAGUGAUCUCAUGUGGGCUAACCAGGGCAAGGACAGAUUAAACGGGAAGAGAUCUUA
Molecule: messenger RNA, 1341 nt
Organism: Callorhinus ursinus (northern fur seal)
Lineage: Eukaryota; Metazoa; Chordata; Mammalia; Carnivora; Otariidae
Source: RefSeq, a predicted model, not a curated record